This is a messenger RNA of Dipodomys spectabilis (banner-tailed kangaroo rat), 900 nucleotides long. RefSeq names its product translation initiation factor IF-2-like. The transcript has a single exon. The record is from RefSeq and is a predicted model, not a curated record. NCBI's taxonomy places the organism in Eukaryota, Metazoa, Chordata, Mammalia, Rodentia, Heteromyidae. Bases 1 to 900 code for a protein of 299 amino acids.
AUGCAGCCCCGACGCCAGGGGCGCAGGGCGUCCCGGGUUUGGGGGCUGGGGAGGGGGGGGCGGCUGGUGGACCUCGGUCCAACUCAGGGACCCCAGAAAACACAGCAGAAGGAAGCAGGACUUCCAAACACCUGUCCAAAGCCCCGCGCGCCCCGGCCGCACACUCUGCGGCAAAGCCCCUGCCCGGGGGAAGGGACGAGCUCGCUUCAGGGACCCGGGGUGAGGAGGGGAGCCCGGGGGACGAGGAGCGGCCACCCACUGGGGCGGCGUCGAGGCCCUGGGGCGACUUACGGCGACGGCGGCGGCAGCGAGCGAGGCGGCGGCGGCCCUAGCGCGGGGCCCGGGAGGCGCGGCCGGACUGCAGAGGCGCCGGGGCUGCGGCGGGCGGGACUGCGGUGGGCGCCAUCUUGGAGCGCUCCCCGCGCCCGCCCCCUCCCCCUCCCGCGCCGCACGGGUCCUUGCAUAAUUGAUGACUCGCGCCCGCCGCCGCGCGCCCCCGCCGCCGCCGCCGCCGCGCGCCCCCGCCGACCCCCGCCGCCGCGCGCCCCCGCGCGCCCCCGCGCGCCCCCUGCCUCCCCCGCCCGCCCGCCCGCUCGCGGCCCACCUACCCUCGCUCGGCGCGCCCGUCCGUCCGCAGCGCUCGCUCGCUGGCUCGCAGGCCCGCGUCCCCGCGCAGCCGGGACUCGAUCCGCGCGAGGAGCCGGGGCCGGCAGGGGGCGCCCGUCCGAGCGCAGCCAGCGUCCCCGGGCCCGCCUCCGCGACGCCCCCGCCCGCCCGCCCGCCGGCCCGCCGCCGCGGGAGGGGUCAGGCCCGCCACGGGACAGCCGCGGGACGGACCGAAGGACGGUGAAACAGACUGCGCCCCGUCCCGCCCCACCCGCGGCGACACCCAAGAGGUGA